AUGCUGACAGUAAACUGGCCAACACUGGAAGGACUAAACAAAGAUCAAAGGUACAGAUAUUCAUAAUAUAGGAAGCAGAAUAUUUGUUACAGUUAGCUAACCAAACUUUGUCAGGAUGCAUGGACCCCGAAAAUGUUUGCUUUAUUGAACAAAAUUGAGUUUUUCAUGAAGUGUUAACGUUUUUGCGUUAACAUAAUGUGUGUUGAUUGAUAACAUUAUUCACGCUAGUUGGAGAAUUACAAAUGUGCUUAAAAGUUAUCAAGGAUAAAUUUACAAAAGUUUCAAAACCGUUAAAAACAAGCUAGAUAGUAAACUAGGAUCAUAACUAUAUGCAUGUCACUUUAUUUAGCGAAUAAACUGACAAGUCAGUUCUGAGUUACAUUAAGCCUACCAUACAACAGGUUGAGUACACGUAAGUAAUCACUUGAUCAUCCGAUUGUGCUUGACUUGGUUACAGUUCUCCCCUGUGCUUUAAGGGUUUAUCUACGACUUCGGGUAUUCCAUUUUUUCUUCCUUGCUAAAAUUAAUCCCUACGAUAUAACCAUAUGUAACAGAACUAAAUAUGUCGAGCGCUUUCCACAUGAGCACCUGGAUUGGAUGAUAGAGCAACCACUUAUCGUGCAACCACUUAAUUCCCAUGACAUUUGUAAAUUUUAAGUUCAUUCAUGGGAGAAACACAACAAUCAAAAACCCAACGAAAAACAAAAACAAAAUUUAGCGAAAUAGUUUCACAUUUUUAAAUUUCAUUAUAUGUGUAGAGUGUUUGGACAUCUGGUACUUAUUCCUUUUGUGGAAUGUCCAAGAAGUCCAGGUGGAAUCGAAGCCCAAGUGGCCAAAAACAAAGUGGAUAAUAAUUUGAAAAGAGCGUCUGGUGCACUAGGGAUGAUGGUGGGGCUAACCAUGUCUGUGGAACAACUUUGUCACACCCGCUCAAAAGAACUGCAGCUUGUUAUUGCAAGGGACAUUCCAAACAUGGAUGACAGAUGCAGAAAAAAUUAUUCGCUCUUGAUAAGUUUCGCCGAAAUGGUAAGUAUCCAUAUAUUUAACAAUUAUACCACGAGCUCGAGUCGUAUAUGAGCUGAAAGCCAACAAGGUGCGUAGCACCGAGUUGGCUAUCAGCCAUAUACGACGAGAGCGAAUGGUAUAAUUGUUUUAUAAUAUAGCCUAAUAGCCAUUAACUGAAGCAAUAAUUAACUAUCCUCUGUUACAAUGUCUUGACAAUUUGUUCAGCCAAAAACCGCUUGGCCUUGAAAAUUUGAAAUACUUUUGUUUUACAACUCGAAGACGAAGUGAAACAAAUGGUUUUAGAACUUGUAUAUCUCACAGAAAAGCUCAGAUAUAUUAUACAGAUGUUUGGUAGUAUAGUAAGUGCUUGUUGACUGUAAAUUCAUUUGUCUUUCGUUGCAAACUUUUCUGAACAAUUUAUAUUCUCAAUGAACAAUCAUGUUUUUUUCGCUGUUGUUUCGGUAUUAAUUAUUUAAAAAGCUUGUAUUUAAACUAAUUUCUAUGUAAUAAAUGUAUUUUGUUAACCUGUAAAAUUUUGUGGAGAGUGUUUCCUUGUACUAUUAUCUUUCUCAAAGCGAAUAUUUUCCUUUUUUCUGCUUCGCAAAACUCAUGUAGUUUUUGGACCGCCAUCUUGUUUUUCGCUACUCGCCAUAUAUGACAGGGUUGCCAGGUUUUCUGGGACAGAAAAAGCCAAACUGAAUAUCAAAAUAAGCCAAAAAGAGCCAAACUCUAAAUUAUGGCGAGGGGAUUGGGGAAGUCGUCUAUUUACACCGUUUUGGCUGACACAAUCACACAAAGAGUAGUAGACUACAAAUUUACAAUUUACACUCGAAAUGUUUUGCUAUUUAAUUUAUGAAACUACAAAUUUACUAGUUUAUGACUUUAUGUAACAUAUGAUAAGGCCUCAGUUUAUAUGUAGUGCAGAAAGUUUACAGUUUACAUUUAUUGUUGUUGACUUGUUACUCAAGUAACUCAACUUCGUCUUCGUCAUUCAAAGAAUCAGUUGCUUUCUUGUAAAUAUCUUUUGUAAAAAGUUCCAGCAUUCGUUUAGAUGGCUUCAAGUCCUUGCAGCACAUUUCUCUAAAAUACAGAUUUUUGCUGAUGUUUGACAACCUUGGGGUGAUAUUUGUUCGGCAUAGCGAGCAAUGCGCAUCGUCUGAUCCAUCCAUUGCUUUUUUAAUCCAGGGGUACUUUCUUGUCCAAUCCGACUUGAACUUACGCGAUGAAUCAUAAUGACUCUUCCACCGAUUUCCUCGAUUAGUCGCCGCCGCGCCGACGGCUUGCUCAAAAUCAUUUUCAAAGACGUUAAAAUAAAUCACCUUGAUUAUUUUAGUUGUUUACGAAUUAGUUGUUUACGAACUUAAAAUUAGUUUUUAGAAGGAUCAAAAAUUUUUCAUGGUUGUCGGACGUCUGCGAAGACAGUAGCAAAUAGCAACGAAGUGAGAACUUUGCUGUCAUUGGUUGGAAGUGAUCCUAUUAAAUAUUAAGCUUUGAAAUUUUUGAUAAUUAAGAAAAAUGAAGCUAUAUUUGAUUAAAUAAAUAUGAAUAUAUGAUUUUAACUCCAUUUUAUAAAAAGAAGCCAAAAUAAGCCAGAUAAUAAAGAUAAGCCAAACAAUAUUUUCCUAAGCCAAGCGCAAGAAAAAGAAGCCAAAAUCGUGAAAUCUGGCUUAAAAAGAGCCAAGUUGGCAACCCUGAUAUAUGAGCUGAUAUACGGCGAGUAAUUCAACCAAUCAGAAUGCAGAACAGCUCAUAUACGGUGAAUGACUAUAUUAUAAAAACAUAUAUAUUAAACAUAUUUUUUCCAACUAUGCCAACCAAAAACCUGUGCAUGGGCACAUCAGCACAUGCGCAUGCAAACACACAGCGUUCACCAUUACAUUUACAAUGUCAAUGCGUUGUUUCUAAAACAAUGCGGCUGACGUAACACUUUCAACUGAGUUUAUCAAAUUUUUUUUUAAUAAAUAGGUAUUUGAGAUGGCAGAUAUUGAUAUGCUAGGCCCAGAAAAAGCGUAUUCCUUUUUCAAAGACACUAUCGUCCCACAUAGCGUUCUCAAAUUCCAGGAAACGAGAGAUAACAUUCCAUCGUACUGUACAGAUGAUACAGGGGAACCCAUUAUCGUAAAUGUAAUCAUGAAAUGCAUAACAGAGUACGAGUUCUCAAAGGCACAGGUACGUGUUAUGCAAAGCUCAGCUUUUCGUGGGCACCUCUUGGUAUACAACGAUUUGCAUUGGAAAUUGUUGGUACAAAUUGCCUGGUGUAGCGUCACCUUAAACUGACAUAAACCAAAACUGAACAUUUUCAGACCAAUAAAAUUACAUUCAAAUUUGUUCCCUGUAGUGUAUGCGUAGUUCUAUUUACCUUCAAAAGCAUUAUAAGACAUUACUCCUCUAUAACAUCUACUUUUUAGAUGCUGACGUGCGUUAAUCCAAACAUCAUAUUUAAGCAAAACGACAGUGAGCCAAAAGUAAAAGGCGAAGCUGUAGCUCUAAAAUGGCUAUUUGCUUUAAUCAGUGACAACGGGAUGGCUCCACCAUCAGAAGGACAUGUAAGACAAGAAAUUCAUGCAUUAGAAAUUGGCAUUGCGAAGGACAAAAAACAAUUUUUCAAUAAAUAUGCAAACGGGAACAAAAUCAGUAGAAGUCUUGAUGGAGUUGAGGUUCAGUCGAAAAUGCGUGGUGAUAAAGCGUUCAGCGUUCUCUCAAGAAAGUUGGGAAAUAUUUUCAGAAG
Paramuricea clavata is the source of this 3733-nucleotide messenger RNA. The record is from the annotation of a GenBank genome assembly. Lineage: Eukaryota; Metazoa; Cnidaria; Anthozoa; Malacalcyonacea; Plexauridae.